AUGACCACGCGUUUUCCCUAUGCAAUGCACUACUGCUCCCGUCCCACUGCUGCUGGCUCUGCUACUGCUGCUUUUUUUGCGCCCGACGAUGUUGACAACGAGACCCGGGAUCCGCAAUCGGGCAGUGGCAUGUCCAAUUCCGAUUUGCUCCGCCCAUAUUGGUUCGCCACCCCCCUCAAGAGCUGCUGCUGCUGCUGCUGCUGCUGCUGCAGACUACAGAAUGGGGCCCCUCCCUCCACCGGCCAUGCGCCGCGAUCGAUGGCCAUGGGCGUCGCUGUCGCAUCGUGUCUGCCAAUCGUUGCGCAAGCGCAAAAACUCCCCCCUCGACCCCCUCGACCCGUGCGCAGACCGCGCUCGGUAGGCCGGCAGCUGUCCAAGUUGAAGGCCAGACCGGGCCAGGCCAGAGGUGACCUCGUGGGCUAAGGGGCUAGUUUUAGAACAUGGGGGAGGAAGACGGGCUAGUCGGAAUGUAGGAAUGCGUGUGCCUACCUAUACCUAGCCACCUACGAUGGCGCGCUUUCGAGGCACAGUCAUGUGCGCGCACUUAAAGAAGGGCGGUCAGAGACGAGGGCCGUUGCUUUCUUCCUUUUCGACUGCAGGCGCGGGCGGGAGGGGCGCGCGGUGUGCGAGGGGCGCAAAUAAAAAUCUACACCUGUGC
Messenger RNA from Gaeumannomyces tritici R3-111a-1, 658 nucleotides. RefSeq lists its product as hypothetical. The record is from RefSeq and is a predicted model, not a curated record. NCBI's taxonomy places the organism in Eukaryota, Fungi, Ascomycota, Sordariomycetes, Magnaporthales, Magnaporthaceae. Bases 1 to 423 code for a protein of 140 amino acids. The transcript has a single exon.